This is a messenger RNA of Maudiozyma saulgeensis, 756 nucleotides long. NCBI's taxonomy places the organism in Eukaryota, Fungi, Ascomycota, Saccharomycetes, Saccharomycetales, Saccharomycetaceae. The record is from the annotation of a GenBank genome assembly.
AUGGCGAGCAAACAGGCACUAAAACGGUUGACCAAAGAAUAUAAGCUUCUUGUGGAAAAUCCACCUCCUUACAUAUCUGCUAGACCAAAUGAAGAUAACAUAUUAGAAUGGCAUUAUGUCAUUACUGGUCCACCUGAAACACCAUAUGAAGGUGGUCAAUACCAUGGUACCCUAACAUUCCCUUCUGAUUAUCCUUAUAAACCACCUGCCAUCCGUAUGAUUACUCCAAAUGGUAGAUUUAAAGAGAAUACUAGAUUAUGUCUUUCCAUGAGUGAUUACCAUCCAGAUUUGUGGAACCCUAGUUGGUCUGUUGCAACUAUUUUGACUGGUCUACUAAGUUUCAUGACAGGUGAGGAAGGAACUACUGGGUCAAUUAGUACAACAGAACUACAAAAGAAAGUUUUAGCUAGAAGAUCAAUAGAAUAUAACACACAUUCAAAUAGAAGAUUUAAAACUGUUUUUCCAGAGUUGGUAGAGGAAAAUCUAAAAGUGCUAGAAAAAAGAAGUAACGAGAAAUCAAACGAUGAUGACAUUGAAGCUGUUGCCGCUGCAAGAGGUGUAGAUCCUCUUAUUCAAGCCUCUAAGGAAAAGGUAAUUAAUAUAACAGAUAUUGAAGAUCCGGAAGAUCGUAUACGUGCCGAAGAAGCUUUACGUGAACAAAAUGAUAAGAAUUCAAGAAAGGAUCAACAAUCAUCAUCAAUAUAUUAUAUUGGUUUUGCGUUAUUGAUCGUUCUAUUCGGAAUUUUCAUGAAAUAG